AUGCCAGGCCAAAUCCAUGCUUCUUGUGGGGAGAACGCCAACGACGUCGUUAUCCUUGGCUGCGGCAUCAUCGGCUUGUGUACCGCGUACUAUCUCACAGAAAGUGGAAAUACAGAUCCAAAGAGUAUUCAUCUGGUUGAUUCGAGUCCGAAGUUAUUCCAUUGCGCGUCUGGCCUUGCUGCGGGCUUCUUGAGUGCCGACUGGUUCGCACCAUCCGUAGCUUCCCUCGGCGCGUUAUCCUUCAGACUUCACGCCGACCUUGCGAACGCGCAUUCCGGACGUACAACAUGGGGAUACUCGCAGUCCACCGGAAUCUCUCUUUCACAAGACAGCGAAUCAGCCAUUGGCGGUAGCGGCGAAGACUGGCUUGAGAAUGGAACGAGUCGAGCACAAUUAGCGAAUCACAACAAGCCCUGGGAAGAACAGGCUGCCGGACCAGAAUGGCUUCGGCGCACACAGGAAGGCAUCAUGGAGAUUAUCAGUAGGGAUGGGACGACGGCACAAAUUGAUCCGUUGAGAUUCUGCCAGUGGCUUCUGAAAGAAGUUCAGAGAAGGGGGGUCAUGAUACAUCAGCCCGCGACGGCGAGAGCCAUCAUCAAGGAUGCAGAGGACGUGCUGUGCGGUGUGAGGAUAUCAAAGGGUGAUGACGCCGAGUCGGAGAUAGAGUUACCAUGUAGUCGUCUCGUGAUAACCUCCGGUGCGUGGUCUCCACGCGUAUUCAGCACCCUCUUCCCAUCCUCGAAAGCGCGCAUCCCCGUCUCCUCCUUAGCUGGCCACUCGCUGCUCGUUCGAAACCCACACCACAAGCCCGAAGAGCUCGACAAGGAAGUCUGCCACGCAGUCUUCGCGACAGAUACACUCGGCUUCUCGCCAGAAUGGUUUGCGAGACUGGGUGGAGAGCUGUAUCUGGCAGGACUCAAUAGCACAAAUAUACCUCUGCCAGAGGUUGCAACAGACGUUCAAGCUAGUGCGAAGGCUAUCGAGCAGUUGAAACAGUGUGCGAAGGCUAUGAUGGUGAACGUCCCAGGCAGAGACAUGGAGAUUUUGAGGGAAGGCUUGUGCUUCCGUCCAGUCACAUCUAGCGGCCGACCCAUAGUAUCGCGGAUACCGGACGAAAAGCUCGGAGGUAUCAGGACGAAAGAUGAAGGGAACGGAGGUGUAUACAUAGCAGCGGGGCAUGGUGCCUGGGGUAUAUCGCAUGCGCCUGCAGACACAAUGUCUACGAACCCUGCCGACGAGGUUGCCGCGAGGAAACGACAUGAGCGCGAAACGAAUCCCAUUCACAUCGAACGACUAGACACAAACGUUUUGGCUGCGCUACCGAAAGAUAUGGACAUACUAUUGAUUGAACAGUCCGGUGAAAGCGCUUGGUGUGAGAGUUUCCGCAUCGAUACAAAGCUGCAAGACGGCUCGGAGAGACAAUACUUCGUGAAGGUUCGAUUGCCUGUCUCGUCAAACGAGAGAGCCCAUCUAAUGGAAGCGCAGACCAAGAUCGGCGAACUAGGAAAACGGAUGAUGGAAGGUACCUACGAAUCCGAACUACUUUAUCACUCUUACUGCCCCGAACAUGUUCCAACACCAAUUGCCUGGGGAGCCUAUAAAGACCACCCGGACACAUGGUUCUACAUCUGCGACUUCCACGACAUGGCGAUGGAGAAACUGGAUCCAAGUGCCUUUGUCGACAUCAUUACUGGGGUGCACAAAGCAAGUAUGGGAAAAUCGUCGCUCGGCAAAUACGGAUUCCACAUUCCAACUCACCUUGCUCACGUACCGAACGACAACACAUGGGAAGAUUCGUGGGAAGUCUGGUAUAAUAGAGCCAUGCAGACCAUGUAUGAUCUAGAGAAGAACAAAUAUGGGAUAGACGAAGAGUUAGAAGUCAUCUUCGAAGCUCUCCGUUCAAAAGUCAUACCCAGGUUGCUCCGCCCUCUGGAAACCGGCGGUCGCUCGAUUAACUCAUGCCUCUUGCAUUCGGAUCUAUGGCCUGGAAACUGCAUGCUGGAGAAAGAUACUGGUAAGAUCAUCGUCUUCGACUCGUGUGCUUUCUGGGGCCAUAACGAGUGCGACUUGGGCAGCUGGCGUGCGCCGCGGUACAAUAUGGGCGAGGAGUUCUUUAUCUGCUAUAAGGAUGUCGUGAAGCCUUCGCAGCCAGAGGAAGAUUGGGACGAUCGCAAUAGACUUUACGCCAUGGCCAAAGCUGAGAUGAGAGGGCUCGUUGAGAAGUUCCCUGGCGGCUUCGAAGACUGGGAAGCCCGACAAGUGUCUUCACCACGCGACCUGUAG
Messenger RNA from Alternaria infectoria, 2283 nucleotides. RefSeq lists its product as uncharacterized. Gene Ontology annotation, biological process: retrograde transport, endosome to Golgi. Gene Ontology annotation, cellular component: late endosome; cytoplasm. Gene Ontology annotation, molecular function: oxidoreductase activity. NCBI's taxonomy places the organism in Eukaryota, Fungi, Ascomycota, Dothideomycetes, Pleosporales, Pleosporaceae. The coding region runs from base 1 to 2283 and encodes 760 amino acids. The transcript has 7 exons. The record is from RefSeq and is a predicted model, not a curated record.